This is a messenger RNA of Parastagonospora nodorum SN15, 2001 nucleotides long. RefSeq lists its product as hypothetical. The transcript is spliced from 4 exons. The record is from RefSeq and is a predicted model, not a curated record. Bases 1 to 2001 code for a protein of 666 amino acids. Lineage: Eukaryota; Fungi; Ascomycota; Dothideomycetes; Pleosporales; Phaeosphaeriaceae. Gene Ontology annotation, biological process: carbohydrate metabolic process.
AUGUCGUUAUUGGCAAAGGCGUCACUCAUACUUUUCACCCUGAUCGCGAGGACCUUGGCCGCCCUGCCAGCAUCGUAUGAUGUUGCUUGGACCACGCCCGGCGUGAAUGGAUCCGCUGAUUCUAUGCCUCUUGGUGGUGGUGAUAUCGGCAUCAAUACGUGGUUCGAGGAUGGCUCUAUCUUGAUGUACAUUGCCAAAAGUGGUACAUUUGACGAAAACAAUUCUCUACUGAAGCUUGGUCGUGUCAGACUCUCCUUCCAGCCAAACCCCUUCGACCAUGAUACCUUCGAACAGCGCUUGCUACUCAACUCGGGCUACGUUCAGUUCACUGGUAAGGAUAACGCCACGGCCAAGAUCUGGGUAGAUGUCUUUAAUCCAGUUGUUCACGUCGAGAUCGAUAGCCCCGAAAAAAUUGCCUUGAAGGUUGCUUAUGAGAAUUGGCGGUUUGAAGACCACGAACUUGUCAACGAGGAGCGCAACCAGGGCUCAUGGGGACUGUACACCUCCAAAGUUCGAAAUGGUACGACAUACGCUGAUAGUAUCGGAUUCCACGAGAAUGGUGUCUUGAUGAGUCAUCGCAACGACAAGCUUGACCUCUGGGACUUCCAGCUCAAGCAGCAAGGGCUUGAGGAGCAUGCUGAAACGAUGUACAAUCCUAUGCGCAACAAUGAGUUCGGUAUAUUUGUCCACUCUGAGCAGCUUCGGCCUGGAGAUAUCACCAAUGGCACAUACGUCAAUACCACCUUCAAAGCCUGGAACCUGGACACGAAAACCGCUCGCAAGUCAUUCAAGGUCAACUUCACCCUGCACCAGGCUCAGACCAGUAGUCAUAAGGAGUGGUAUGAUGGUCUCAAGAAUGUCAUGAAGUCUGCUAUCAAUGCAACUCAGGAGGCUUCGCUUGAUUGGUGGCGCGAUUGGUGGGACCGAUCUUACAUCAUCAUUAAUGAGGACCAAGGUGAGGAUGAUCCGGGAUUCCAAGUUGGCAAGAACUACCAAAUCUGGCGCUUUUUAAUGGGCUGCAACGCACUGGGAGUCUGGCCUACAAAGUUUAAUGGUGGGCUUUGGACUUUUGACCCAGUCUAUGUCAACAAGUUCCGCCCAUAUACGCCCGAUCAUCGCCGUUGGGGAGGCGGCACGUUCACUGCGCAAAACCAACGUCUACUGUAUUGGCCUUUACUACGAUCUGGUGACUUUGACACCAUGACUCAGCAGUUUGACUUCUACAAGCGUAUCACGCCUAACGCCGUUCUCCGUGGCCAGGUCUACCAGGGUAUUGAUGCAGCUUAUUUCCUCGAGCAGACCGAUAACACCGGUCUUUCUAACGUCUUUGAGUACAAUGCUCAGUACUACGAUGACGAUCAGAACACUCCCCGUCCUGACUUCUUUCCGGAAGGCGAGCUGUGGAACGUGUGGCUCAAUCAUAUGCAGGAUACUGCGAACGAGUUCGCCGACAUGAUUCUCCAGGCCAACAUUUACUCCGGGUAUGAUGUCAAGCCUUAUCUAGAAUUCAUAGAGUACCAGCUAGCCUGGUUCGACAAGUACUAUACCAAAAAGAUGCAGGAGGGCACGCCCUGGGGCUUAACCGGGUUUGAGAUUCCGCAGCUCUACACCGUGUUUCCCUGGCCCGAGUACGGUCUAGGCCUGCCGAACUUGACCUAUGCCAUCAAUACCUAUCUCUAUGAUACCGAAACUCAGUCCUAUCACGGAAACGCCGGCUGGAAACAAGAUGUCAUCUGGCUUGCGCGUAUGGGCCUUACUACCAACGCAACUGCUAUGACCGAACAGCGCUUCGCCCCCAGUACAGUCUGCAAAUUUCCGACAUUCAAGGGCCCAAAUUUUGACUGGACACCUGAUCUCAAUCAUUUCGGCGCGGCAGCAAUCGGUCUACAGGAGCAACUAAUGCAGACGUUUGUUGGUAACGAUAUCCGACUACUAGGCGCGUGGCCUAAGACCUGGGAUGCUCGCUUCAAGCUUUAUGCACCCCACAACACUACCGUCUAA